AUGCCGACUUUCAAUUUCAAGGCCAUUAUUGUUCCUCUCCCACUCGUGUUGACUCUUAUUGCCGUCCUAUUCGCCACUGUGACCACCUUUGCUGAGCAAUUCAUCGCCCACGCCAAAGCAAUUGUCGCACCAGUCCACGAAGUCAUCAUCACCAAAAUCGGAACCUUACCAAGCAUCAUCACCGAUGCCCUUUUCACCAUCACCGCCGAAGCCAUCACCACCGUCACCAAUACGAUCAGAUCGCUCACCAACAGAGCUCUUGAAUCUGUUGCCGAUGCCGCCGUUCGCAGCACCAACAAAAUACUCGCUCUUCCAACCAGCGAAACCUAUCUACAGCUCGUUGUCAGAGCUCCCCGCGACUUGGUUCUCAGGGCUCCUCGAGAUCUAAUCCUUUACGGAUCGCGAGCCUUGGUUCUCACAGUUUGUUCACAAGCCUUGGUCCUGUUUGGUUCUUCCCGCGACUUGAUCGUCAGCUCUUGUUCCAGAGCCUUGGUCACGAAGGAUUCACAAUGUUUGGUCCUAGGAGAGAAUCAAGGACGCUUGAUUCAAACCUUUAACCAUGUCAUUGCCCUCCUUCGCACUACUUUGAUGAAGUUUGUUCAAGAUGUCAUCACCAACACACUUUCUAUUGAACCAGGCAUGCCAUUCGAAUUGGCUUUCCCAACUUUUGCAAAAGCCUGGACUCAAUUCCCCAGCGUUGGAGCAAUCAUGAAAUGGUUGCAAGCCUUUAUUCGACGAGUUGGUGCCCGAGCCACUGCACUCCUCGUCGCGGCUGUGGCAUUCAUUGAAUUCAUCAGUGGAGCUCUUACCACCACCGACUGUCUCGUUGUUGACUUCUCAGAAAAGAUGGUGACUAUCAUUGAUCGCAAGCUCAAGCAUCUUGUCUCUACCAUGACAGAAUAUCCUGGUACUGCCUCGGAGACUCGCUUCUCCAUGGCCGUUUUUCCUGUCACGAUAAGGAUGUACCCGCUUCGAAACUUGACCUUUUUCGAAGCAAGCUCCUUUUGGAACAUUCCAAAUUUUGAUACUUUCAGUGGUCUUGACUUGCCUGUUAUCUCUAUGGCAGUAUAUCGCAAGUUGUUCUCCAUAUCCACUUGUCCUGCAACAAGAAAGGACCCGCUUUCACACUUACACUUGACCUUUUACAGAACAGUCUCCUUCGAUUCUUUCAGGGUUUUGGACUUGUCAGAAAAAAUGUUGGCCAACACAAUUGCAAAUGCAACUGACAACGAAAAGAACCUGGAAGAUGAGGAGGAGGAGGAUGCUUUUGAGGGUUGGGCUUGGGGUGGCUCGGAGCUUUGCAACCUGUUCGCAAAACUUACCAUGAACGAUGAUGACGCUCGAAAGAGAGCAACCGACCGCUACAACACGAAUAUGCAAUUUUAG
This is a messenger RNA of Cylindrotheca closterium, 1386 nucleotides long. NCBI's taxonomy places the organism in Eukaryota, Bacillariophyta, Bacillariophyceae, Bacillariales, Bacillariaceae. The record is from the annotation of a GenBank genome assembly.